Molecule: messenger RNA, 1992 nt
Organism: Cinclus cinclus
Lineage: Eukaryota; Metazoa; Chordata; Aves; Passeriformes; Cinclidae
Gene: LZTS3
Product: leucine zipper tumor suppressor family member 3
Exons: 3
Coding region: 1-1992 (663 amino acids)
Biological process (GO): regulation of dendritic spine morphogenesis
Cellular component (GO): dendritic spine
Source: RefSeq, a predicted model, not a curated record
AUGGCCACGCUAGAGACGCUGCCCGUCCUCAGUGACCCAGCCUACCCCAACCCGGAGAACUUCCACGGCUUCGCCCCCCAGUAUUCCCAGACAAUCCCCAAGAGCGCCAUGGGGAGCGUGGGCAGCGGAGUGGCCAACGACCAGGAGUUCGCCAUGAAGAGCGUGGGCACCCGGACACAGAGCAGCGGCCGGCAGGCAGAGGGGCCCCGCAAUGGCUACUCCACGCGGGAGAUCUCCAACCGCUACUCCGGCGAGGAGAAGACCUACAAGUCAGAGAAAGUCUCCAACUCUCUCUACAUCAACGGCGACCUGCGCAAGAGCGAGAAGGUGAAGAUGGACAUCUGCGGCAACGUAACCACCAACAACGAGAAGAACCUGCCACCACCUCCCCAGUACCGGGAGCCCAGUAACCCACCAAAGAUUUUGCCAAUCUCCGGCAAACUAGACCAGAGCAAUGAGCCCUUAGUUAGACCCUCAGCCUUUAAACCAGUAGUUCCUAAAAACUUCCAUUCCAUGCAGAACCUCUGCCCACCGCAGAGCAACGGGAUGGCAGAGAACAGAAAGAGCUUGAACCAUGCCAACAGCAAUAGCCCAUCCGCACCCAAGGGUGGACUCGACAAGAGCAGCCUUAACAGGACUACAAACCAAGGGGGGGGGCUCUCGGAUUCAGGCCGUAACUCGCUAACGAGCCUGCCCACCUAUGGGACGGGCUACAGCCAGCACGUGGGCCCCAUGAGCGCCUCCACAAGCCACAUCAACCGCAUCGGGACCACCUACGUGGAGAAGAACAUCGUGGGAUACAACGGGAUAUCUACCUCAGACAGCGGGCGGUCCUCGAGCAAGAGCACCUCGUCCUUCAGCAGACUCAACCAUCUCAAUGAAACAAUGCCUUUCCACUCGCCCUCGACAGAUGACAUCAUCCAGGACCUGGAGGACCGGCUGUGGGAGAAGGAGCAGGAGGUGCUCCAGAUGCGGAGGAACUUGGACAAAAGCGAGGCGGCUAUCUUCCAGGUGUUCGAGGAGAAGCAGAAGAUCUGGGAGAGGGAAAUGGAGGACCUGAGGCAGAACUAUGCCAACAAGUUGCAGCAGGUCUCCAAAAAGGCGCAGCGGGCUCAGCAGGCUCUGCAGCUCCAAAUCUUCAAGCUCCAGCAGGAGAAAAAAAAACUCCAGGACGACAUGGGACAACUCCUCCAGCAACGAGAGGAGCUGGAGAAAAAAUUUGUGGCUUUCAAGAAGGAGCAGGCUGAGUUUCUCCCGAAGAUUGAAGAGACCAAAUGGGAGGUGUGCCAGAAGGCAGGUGAGAUCUCUCUGCUCAAGCAGCAGCUGAAGGACUCCCAAGCUGAUGUCUCCCAGAAGCUCAAUGAGAUCGUGGGACUGCGGUCACAGCUCAAGGAAGGUAAGAACUUCCUCCGGGAGAAAGAGGAGCAGAUCCUGACCCUGAAGGACUCCUACAGCUCCAAGAGCGUCAACCUGGAGAUCUGCGAGGGCGAGCUGCAGAGGAAGAUGAGCGAGGUCCAGGUGCUGAGGGAAAAACUGAACCACUGUGAGCUGGAGGUCUCCGGCCUGAAGCGGACACUUGCCAGCAUGGGACCCGUGGGGUCUUUUGGUGGGGAGCUUGGGGAGAAGCUGCGGGACCCGCUGGCCUGCGAGAGUGAUGAGGCCAAGAUGCAGCGGCAGAGCGAGGACAGUGUGAACACCCUGCGGAGGGAGGUGGAGCGGCUCCAGACGGAGCUGAAGCUAGAGCGGCAGCAGCGGGAGCAGCAGGUGAUGGACUUCGAGGAGGAGAGGCGCACAUGGCAGGAGGAGAAGGAGAAAGUCAUCAAGUAUCAGAAGCAGCUGCAGCUGAACUACGUGGAGAUGUACCAGAAGAACCAGCUCCUGGAGCACAAAGUCAACGAGAUGAACACGAAGACCACCAGCCCCCCGCACACUGAGGAGAAGAAGACAUGGACUCCCUCCAGACUCGAGAGAAUAGAGUCCACCGAGAUCUGA